CUGGGCUUUGACGUUGUUUAUCUCGAAUUCUCUAUUGAUUGCAGGUGUUCGUUGUUUUUAUUGGAUAAUGAGCACAAGGAGCUGGUUGCGAACGUGUUCGAUAAUGCCGGCGAUUUGUCGGAAAUUAGACUUCCAAUGACAAAAGGUGUUGUUGGACGAGUGGCAACAACAAGAUCAAUGAUGAAUGUUCGGGAUGUUAAAAGAUGUCCAUUUUUUUACGCACGUGUCGAUCAAUUAACCGGCUUCCAUACAAGAAACAUCCUGUGCUUCCCAAUCAUUGAUAAUUCCGAAGUUCUCGUGAUAUCGGAAUUCACUAGAGACCUUUAG
Messenger RNA from Cooperia oncophora, 327 nucleotides. The record is from the annotation of a GenBank genome assembly. Lineage: Eukaryota; Metazoa; Nematoda; Chromadorea; Rhabditida; Trichostrongylidae.